GGCGCCCGGGACGCGGAGUCGCGUUUUGUGCGCGAAGCGGAUCCCGGCGCGGGGCUUCAACGCGGGACCAUCAAGGGGGUCAUCAAGGGGGGCCCGCCGAGGGGAUAGCGGAGCGGAGGGGGUCCGGGCUGCGUGUGCGGGCAACACGGCCAGUGAGGAGGGCACCCCUACUGUUUGGCAGCACCGGCGGCAACCACUGCUGGGUGAGGCGCGCUUGUGCGCGUGCCGGUGCGGGGCAUGGAUCGCUGCCGCCACGUGUGGAGACUCAAGCUUUCUCAGAACCACUCGAUACUCAACCCAGACAAGUGGGCGUGCGUGGACUGCGCCGGCUGCUGCGCAGUACGGAAGACCAAUGACGGUGGUGCGUGCAACGGCGAGGGCGGAGGCCUGCCCGUGGACGGCGGAGAUGAAGGUGGCGCCGGCGGCGGUGGUCAUACCGGCGGUGCGGUUUGUAACCACGCGUGCGGUGGCGGCGGAGCGGUUUGCGAGCCGCACGACGUGUCAGGUUUUGCCUCUUGCGGUACCGCCACCACGGCCGCCACCUUCUGCGACGACGGCGCCUGCGAUUGCGCCUCCUCGGUGUGGGCCUGCCUGACGUGCCCCCACGUGGCGUGCGGGCGUGACGUGGCCGCUCACGCCGACCGGCACGCCGCGAUGACGCGGCACCCGCUCGCCAUGCACGUGGCGGAGCUCUACGUGUUCUGCUUCGCGUGCGACGACUACGUCCUCAACGACAACGCGCAGGGCGACCUUAAGCUGCUGCGGGGGGCCCUGGGCACCGUGCGGGCGAGAAGAGGCGGUCCCCCGGGGGGGCUGCUGCGCGGCGGUGGUGGCGGAAGUUCAGGCGGUGGGGGCCGUGCCCUGCGAUCGGCAGGGGGUAGUGGGGAGGCGUGCACGUGGAAUCGCGCUGGUGAGGCGCGGGCCCGUGCCAACGACCGCCUGCUCACAGCACUCAAGCUUCGCCGCCUCCGGCGUUUGCGGCGCGCAUUUGGCGCCUGGUUUGGCGAAACGGGGAGCGGACGUGCCCGGCUCGAGGAGGGGCGCCGGCAGGAGGAGGCGGAACGCCGGCGCGAGGCCCAGCGUGCCCGCCGAGCUGAGCACAAGCGCCAGCUGCGCGAGGAGAUGUCCGCCCAGCCGCCGCGUAAGAGCGCCCGCCUCGCCACCCGCGCUCACUACGCCAUCGGCGGCGGGGACGGCGACGGCGCCAGGCCCGGCGGCGGCGGCACGAGCCGCGCGUGGCGCAGCCGGCAGCUGGAGCGUGCCAUGGCAGCGCUAAAGCGGCAGAGCUCGAUGCUGACCCCCGGCGUCACUGGGCUGCGCAACCUGGGCAAUACGUGCUACAUGAACUCCAUCCUGCAGGUGCUCAGCCACCUGCACAAGUUCCGCGAGUGCUUCCUGGCGCUCGACAUGAGCGAGGGCGACGCUCCGCCAGCGCCGCCGCCGCCGUCCCCGGCUCACGGCGGCGGUGAGACGCGGGGUCCCUUCCCCCUCAUCCCGUCGGCGCCGCCGUCGUCGGCCGGGCCGCUCGGCGACCUCCUGGACCGCGCGGCGUCGGCGGGGCGGCUGGCGCGAGUAUCGACGCGCAGCGUGCACAAGCUGCUGCAGGCGCGGCGUGCGGCCGGCAUCGUGGGGCGCGCACCGGGGCAGACGGCGCGCGAGCCGGCGGGCCCCGCGGGGCUGGGCGGCGGAGGGAGCGGGUCGGCGCGCAGUUUGCGCUUGCUGCAGAGCCCCGUGGGCUGCCCCGGGCCGCUGUCGCUGUGCCGCGAGCUGCACACGCUCUUCCGCGUCAUGUGGUCGGGGAAGUGGGCACUGGUGUCGCCCUUCGCCAUGCUGCACUCGGUGUGGAGGCUCAUCCCCGCGUUCAAGGGCUACGGGCAGCAGGAUGCGCAGGAGUUUCUCUGUGAGCUGCUCGACCGCGUGCAGAGGGAGCUGGAGGGGGCGGGGGGCCGUGGCCCCCCACUCCUAAUACCCUUAGCCCAGCGCACGCUGCUGAGGCACGUGCUGCAGGUCGUCAACACCAUCUUCCAGGGCCAGCUGCUCAGCCAGGUCACCUGCAUGUCAUGCCUGCACAAGUCCGACACGGUGGAGCCCUUCUGGGACCUGUCGCUGGAGUUCCCCGCGCGCUACCACUGCGUGCGCAAGCGCGCCGGGGCGCACGGGCGCUCGCAUGCGCGCGCUCGCGCCCACCACCCGGACGCCGACUGCUCGCUCACCGAGAUGCUGAGCAAGUUCACCGAGACUGAGGCGCUAGAGGGCAAAAUCUACGCUUGCAGCUUCUGCAACAGCAAGCAGCGGGGUGGCGCCUCCAAGCCCUUGGUUCUAACAGAAGCCAGGAAGCAGCUGCUGGUGUGCCGUCUGCCCCAAGUUCUGCGGCUGCACCUCAAGCGCUUCCGGUGGUCCGGGCGUAACCAGCGCGAGAAGAUCGGCGUCCACGUGGCAUUCGCACGCGAGCUCAGCAUGAGGGCCUUCUGCAGCCGCAGCGGCGCGCGGCUGGGCGGACGCGAGGGCCUGGUGUACGACCUGUCGGCCGUCGUCAUGCACCACGGGCGUGGCUUCGGCUCCGGGCACUACACGGCCUACGUCUACAAUACUGAGGGUGGCUUCUGGGUUCACUGCAACGACUCGGAGAUGAGCGUGUGCAGCGUGGAGGAGGUGUGCCGCGCCCAGGCCUACAUCCUCUUCUACUCGCAGCGCAAGUCACCCGACGAUCGAAUCUGCGCCACGGCAACGGCGGUGCCGGAAACACGGGUGUUGCCCCCCGCGUCGGCCCCGGUCGCCCCCACCCUGGCCCCCCCCACCUCUUCCCCUACGCCCCCAGCCUCCCCAAAACCCUCCGGCCCCGAGGCGCCGUUUUCUUUGGAUCGCAGGGCGGCCGAGUCGUUUGCGCUCCCCGCACGUUCGCCAGCCGCCGACGGGGAGCGCUGCGAACCGCAGGCGACACCCUUCACCCCGCCGGCACCGCCGCCGCUGGACACGCAGCCCCGGGGAGGCCUGCGCGGCGACGACGAACAGGACCUUGCCGCCGGCACGCCCGACGCCCGGAGUAGCUCGCUCCCCGACAGCGACGCCGGCGUAAGGACGCUGUCGCUUCACCCGCAGGUGUCCGAGCGGCCGUCGCCACCACUCGGACACUCCGUCCCGGGUUUUGGAAAUCUCCCGGAUUCCGUUGGCGAGCGAGCCGAGCCGGCGUUGCCCGCGCCCACGCUGGCCUCCGCCGAGCCGCACCAGACAUCCGCGGGUUUCUGGCUCGAAGCGCAAGCUUGCGGCGGCGGCGGCGCCGUUGAGCCUGGCCCGCUCGUCGCGACCGCCGGACCGGCGGAAGGAGGUUGCGGCGUCACCAGCGAGUUUGGCGCGGCCGCGGAGCACAGCUGAUUGUCGACGCGGCGGCGGGUAGUGCUGCUCCACGCGCUCCACGCUCUCCACGCUCGUGCUAAGCGGUCUCCUGAUGAAGAACUGACAGCGCUUGCAUCGGCCGUAUCGUGGCGGCGACAGCAUUAAAAGAACAGCCGGUACCCUAGCUACAUGUGGUUUUAAAAAUCGACGCGGGUUUUCGGUCCAGUUGAUGGCAACUUCACGCUCGGUUACCUCGAGCCAGGCUAAAGAGUGCGGGCGUCAACUUGCGUUUGAUAAUGCGCAAGUCGCCGCGCCACCGCCGGUUUGGGUUCACAGGAGCCACAGCGCCGGCGCGCGUCGUUCUCCUCGGCUCGGUGUGCCCGGGGCGUCGGUCGACGCCAGUCUCCGUUCAUUCCCGGAGAAAACCAGGAUCUUCACUUUGGCCUCUGUUUUUACACCAGCACUUCCGCGUUCACUCUCAACAGCUUAAAAAAGAAAAGGCCUUGUAAUUCACUACUACUCAGGCAGCAUCGCAAUGUGGGGGUGCAAGCAGGGAAAGAUGGACAUGGGGGGCGGGGCCAGUGUCCGUGAGGGGGCCACUGUUCCCCUUUCAUGAUUUGGGGUGGGGGGGGGAGGCCCCCCCCUGCACCACCUCGCUUGCGCCACCCCUGGCGUGUACCACACGCACACAUCGCGUGGCCCACGUGUACACCAUGCGGUGCACCACAUGUAACCUCAUGCGGCCGGUGUUUGCACAUCAGCCCAACGACAGCUCAGGUAGCUUUUUUGGAAAAAUCAACACUAACACACGCGCAUAUAUUGACACGCGUACGUACAUAUGGGUACAUACAAAGCGCACGCACGUAUACUGGUACGCACUGAGACGCAAAUGCAGUCUUUGUGCACGCAUAAAUACAUCUACAGUACACGCAUUAACAUACAGUUAUGUGCGCACGAAUGCAUAUACAAUACUUGCAUUCACGAACAGUCAUGCACCCACAUGCUAUCACGCACACAUGCAUGCAUAGACGCAAGCGCGCCCACAGUGAUACAACUACACAUCACAUAGACUUAAGCGCACGGACAUACUUGCAUUCCUGUACCGUACACACGCAGACACACGUGCACUCUAGGAACUGCCAGUCCUUUCCUCGGCACUGUGAGAACAACACUGGUGUGUGAAUUUGUACAGAACCGCACACUUUGCUGGGGUGGGCUAGGGGGUGAGUACUGAUUGGUUAGGGGGUGUGCAAGUACUGCUGGGUUAUGGGUGGGUAGGGAG
Molecule: messenger RNA, 4615 nt
Organism: Lethenteron reissneri (Far Eastern brook lamprey)
Lineage: Eukaryota; Metazoa; Chordata; Hyperoartia; Petromyzontiformes; Petromyzontidae
Product: ubiquitin carboxyl-terminal hydrolase 49-like
Biological process (GO): protein deubiquitination
Molecular function (GO): zinc ion binding; cysteine-type deubiquitinase activity
Source: RefSeq, a predicted model, not a curated record